Messenger RNA from Coregonus sp. 'balchen', 1678 nucleotides. The record is from the annotation of a GenBank genome assembly. NCBI's taxonomy places the organism in Eukaryota, Metazoa, Chordata, Actinopteri, Salmoniformes, Salmonidae.
CCUCCAGCAGUUUCUAUCAGUCUCUAUCAGUCUCCAAUCAGUCUCUAUCAGUCUCCAUGCAGUCUCCAUCAGUCUCCAUGCAGUCUCUAUCAGUCUCCAAUCAGUCUCCAUGUAGUCUCCAUGCAGUCUCCAAUCAGUCUCUAUCAGUCUCCAAUCAGUGUCCAUGUAGUCUCCAUGCAGUCUCCAUGCAGUCUCUAUCAGUCUCCAAUCAGUGUCCAUGUAGUCUCCAUGCAGUCUCCAUGCAGUCUCUAUCAGUCACCAAUCAGUCUCCAUGUAGUCUCCAUGCAGUCUCCAAUCAGUCUCUAUCAGUCUCCAUGCAGUCUCCAUCAGUCUCCAUGCAGUCUCUAUCAGUCUCCAAUCAGUCUCCAUGUAGUCUCCAAUCAGUCUCCAUGCAGUCUCCAAUCAGUCUCCAUGCAGUCUCUAUCAGUCUCUAUCAGUCUCCAUGCAGUCUCCAUGCAGUCUCCAUGCAGUCUCCAUCAGUCUCCAUCAGUCUCCAUGUAGUCUCUGUGCAGUCUCCAUCAGUCUCCAUGCAGUCUCCAUGUAGUCUCCAUGCAGUCUCUAUCAGUCUCCAAUCAGUCUCCAAUCAGUCUCCAUGUAGUCUCCAUGCAGUCUCAAAUCAGUCUCCAAUUAGUCUCCAAUCAGUCUCCAAUCAGUCUCCAUGCAGUCUCCAUGCAGUCUCUAUGUAGUCUCCAUGCAGUCUCCAAUCAGUCUCCAAUCAGUCUCCAUGUAGUCUCCAAUCAGUCUCCAUGUAGUCUCCAUGCAGUCUCUAUGCAGUCUCUAUCAGUCUCCAGCAGUCUCCAUGUAGUCUCCAUGCAGUCUCUAUGUAGUCUCCAUGCAGUCUCCAAUCAGUCUCCAUGCAGUCUCCAAUCAGUCUCCAUGUAGUCUCCAUGCAGUCUCUAUCAGUCUCCAUGCAGUCUCCAUGCAGUCUCUAUCAGUCUCCAUGCAGUCUCCAAUCAGUCUCCAUGCAGUCUCCAUGUAGGAGUGACAGUAGGACAGGAGUGACAGGAGUGACAGGAGGACAGGAGUGACCAGAGGACAGGAGGACAGGAGUGACAGGAGGACAGGAAUGACAGGAGGACAGGAGGACAGGAGGACAGAGUGACAGAAGUGACAGGAGUGACAGGAGGACAGGAGGACAGGAGUGACAGAGUACAGGAGGACAGGAGUGACAGGAGGACAGAGGACAGGAGUGACAGAGGACAGGAGUGACAGGAGGACAGGAGGACAGAGGAAGGAGUGACAGGAGGACAGGAUGUGACAGGAGGACAGGAGUGACAGGAGGACAGGAGUAAGGAGACAGGAGGACAGGAGGACAGGAGUGACAGGAGGACAGGAGGACAGGAAGGACAGAGGAAGAGAGGACAGGAGUGGACAGGAGGACAGGAGUAGACAGGAGUGACAGAGGACAGGAACAGGAGGACAGGAGUGACAGGAGGACAGGGAAGGAGGACAGGAGGACAGGAGGACAGGGAGAGGACAGGAGUGACGGAGGACAGAGGACAGGAGGACAGGAGUGACAGAGGACAGGAGACAGGAGGACAGGAGGACGGAGGACGGAGGACAGGAGAGACAGGAGGACAGGAGUGACAGGAGGACAGGAGGACAGGAGGACGAGGCAGGGGACAGGAGGACAGGAGUGGGCAGCGGGACAGGAGGACAGGAGGACAGGAGACAGGAG